Molecule: messenger RNA, 6563 nt
Organism: Mizuhopecten yessoensis (Yesso scallop)
Lineage: Eukaryota; Metazoa; Mollusca; Bivalvia; Pectinida; Pectinidae
Exons: 6
Coding region: 715-3744 (1009 amino acids)
Biological process (GO): regulation of RNA splicing
Cellular component (GO): cytoplasm; nucleus
Molecular function (GO): protein binding
Source: RefSeq, a predicted model, not a curated record
UAGGGAGUGUGUGUUACUCCACACCGAUCAGGUUAUGUCAAGUUCUCUGUCGGUCGUGUACCGUAAAACGUGUUCACUCAAGUGUGACCACGGUCCACACAUUCCACUGAUUAUUGUGUUGAACGUGGUAAGCCCGCGCCCGACUGAAUCGCGAUCAUAUACGAUUUCGUACCUGUGGGCUCAGGUGAGGUGUGGACUGGCAGAGUACGGCAUAUACUCACCUGUAGGGCCAGGACAAGUGACACCCUACUGACAAUACCGGGGCAGUGAGUGGCUCUCUCACCUGUCUUUGACGGAUAUUAUAGGGAAGUGCUUACACCUGUGGAAUACCUGUCUUAUAGGGAUGUGUUUACUCGAGGAAAAGUUUUAAAGAAAUGAACGUUUAAACUACAUGACACGAACCACGUUGGAUGUUUUUAUUACGUAUCAAUCGUAUUGUCUUGUAAUUAACGAUAUAAUACUUUUACAUACCUGUGCAAACAAGGAUUUUAUCAGCUAUUCUUACCUCGUGUGAUAUGUUGCCAACACUGGUGGUUUUAUUUAUCUUCUCAAGAAGGCCGUCGACGAGUAAAGAAAUACUGUAUGCCAUAUCUAUAUAGUGUACGAUAUAUAAUAUUUACUUUGUGGCUUUACGUGAAAACUAUUUGACCGAGUUAGCGCUGGAACUUGUGUUUUAUAACUUUCGAGUUGAGGCGACCCCCGGGACUGAGCGGGAUGAGUGAGGGCGGGCUAAGGAUGCUGGGUGUUGUGAUAAUGAUGACAGGUGUGGCUGGAGUUUCGGCCCAGUGCCAGGGUCCCAGCACUGCCGUAGUGGUAGUGGCCAGUGUCUUCAGCACACUCGCAGUAAUUUUUUUAGUGUUGGGAAUUAUUGCUUUCCUGGUCUGGAGACGUCGUAGAGGCCUGUCCAGUCCCCCUGGCACACCUUCGAAGAAAAACCAUUUACAAGAAGUGAGGGAUGUCCCGUCUCCAGAGGGGGGCGUGUCUAAUCCAGCCUUCAGUGAUGUCGACAUCAGUCUUGCUGAGGAAGGAGUGAGCUAUCUCCAAUGUAAAGAGUACAAAGGUUCUCCUGUAAAACCAAAGGUGCCACAGACCAAUGGAGGGAAGGAGACAUCCAAGAAAAACUGGGCGUCCUUGCCAGUGGGGGACGUACCAGGACUACAGAGGAAUGGGUCUGUGGGCUCCCUUGAUGAUGGACUCAUGUCUAUGGAUCCGGAAGUGACCAGUGUAUGGCUACAGAGCCAGGAUUUCAUCGGCUUAGGCUUCAACAUCGCUGGCAGUAUGAGGGAUGGGAUUUUUGUCAGUCAGGUUCACAACAGGGGCCCAGCCAUAGAGUCGGGUAAAUUCAAAGUUGGAGACCGAAUUCAAAGUGUAACUAUCUCGUUUGCCAACAUGGUAUUUGAAGAUGCCCUGACCAUCCUAAGUUAUGCAUCCCCGUACCCUGUCAAGGUCACACUACAGAAGGAACAUCAACGUCAGAAGAACCGGCGUCUCAGCGACCAAAGCACCCGCCUGGCUCAUCCGUUAUAUCGCAGCCAAUCAGUGGACACCUUAAUAAAGAUCAAUCGGCAGGGGAAAGUGACUCCUAAAAGAAGCUUUAGUGAAAUGAGAUCGGAAACACGGACGAAUGGCUCUCCUAAGAAGAAUGUACUACAUGUAAAACAGACUAGUGUCCCAGAGGAGAUUAAACCCAGUCCAAUACGGGCGACAGAGAUUCCACAGAUCAAAGUGAUUCCUGCUAAGAAUAUUAAUUUAAGCAAAGCUGUGGUGUCUUCAGAUGUAAUAGUUCAUAACGUGGAUGAUAUUAGCGUAGAAGUUGAAACGAAAAAUGUGCAGCUAAGAAAUAAAGACAAUAAAAAGCUUACUCCAGCUGUUAAGUUUGUUAAGGAAGAUAAGCCGACAGAUUCUCCUGUGUCCCAAAUCCCCGAGCCAAUAUUGCAAACUAACGAUAGCACCGACGCCGAGACUGCCAGGGACUUUGUGGAUGUAUUUGAUAAGUUAAACGAGGAAGAUAAACUAGAUAUGCUACGUCUAAGUUAUGAGGACCCCGACACAAGUGCUAAUGAAAGUGUAGUGAUACCAGAAAAUGAAACAAAAGUAGAGGCUUCUUUACCUGACUUUGAAAUCAAAACAGAUUCUCCGGUAUUAAAUUCAGAUUAUGUUAACAUAGAAUUGAGGUCUCCUCCUCCCAUGAAGCCAGAACGUAGGAAAAAGAAAAACUCCGGGGAAGAGGGCAGUGAGCCAGGAACACCGCAAGACUUCAGCGAAAUUCCUCAGGAAAUAUCAAGUGAAGACAUCGUACCUUCCGUCUCCAUGGUAUCCGAGUGUCGGCCAAUCAACACACUCGAGGUCUCUGAGGAUUUUAUUGUUGCAAAAAAACAUGACAGAGAUACUAGUGUUGGUUCUAAAAGCUUUCAGUUAUCUCCCCUAGUAACCAAGUCAGAAGAGUUGACUGAGGUGGCCAUGCCAAGCAAACUCCCUCCAGACCUUGGACCACCGCCACCUGUCCCUAAGGAGGAGGGAGAGGACAGUGGUGGGGACUGUAGUCACACUCUCGUCGAUUACAGCCUGUCUGACAUGGAGAGUACAUUGACCCGACCACGCAGUCCACAAAUACCCAUUGAAGAGGACGCAAUCAUGCCUCAGUUCCUCUCCAAGGAGCCACUUGAGGCAGUGAUGCCUUGUUUAUUCUCCCCAGCAGGGGACACUGGAGACAGCUUGCAGACAAACAAGCACCACCUACAGGAUUCUGUUAGUGAGGAUGAUGAUACUGCUGAUGAUGAUGAUGACCGAAGUUCAUCUGAAAACAAAGACACAAUGGUUGAAAUAGAAAAAGAUUUAUCAGAUGUGGACUUCAGCCUAAACAUGACCUCUGACCCCAGCUUGUUUUCUACACCAUUCCCAAAGAGGAAUACCAAGGAGACGCAAAGUGGUGUGGCUUACGACAUCUCUGUGCAGGAAUUACAUGCCAUUGAAUCAGAAAAGAAGAAAAAUUCCCACUCCUCUGGUGAUCCUAAAGGAGGUAUAGCCUAUGUGAUUAGGGACGACAUUGUAAGUGGUGUGCAACGGACAAUAAAUUAUGAGCACAAUGCAGUGUCGAAAUCAAUGUCAUACGCAGGGACCGAGCUCUCAUCGCUGGAACAGAAACAACACACAGGUUCACUGAAGGACGUCAACAAAUCAUCUGAAGGAGAGGAGAGUGAUCUUGAUUGGUCAGGAAAAAGACUGGUGCGCUCAGAAUUAUUCUCAGACAUUCCCCAGAAUGACUCGGUCAGUGAUUGGACAGAACAGAAACUGGACGAUGAAGGGGAAAGUACGCUGGUACUACAGAGUACUUACAAUGACAAUAGUGUGACUUCCUCUGAAGAAAACUUAAAUGACAUUGAUAACCCAAGACUUAUGAGGGCAAACAUAUUCAGGGCAAGAGAAAAUCUAGCAAAUUUAUCAGAUAAUUCUGAUUCUAUGAUUCUAACUUCUGAAUCAACCAGUCACAGUGAAAGUUCUACCCCUCCACCACCCUACACUACUGCUAAUGGGGAGAAUUAUGUAGCCAUUUCCCCGGAAACAACACCCACCAAAACACCAUUCAGCCUCAUGGAUGUGCACAAUGAACAGUCCAUCAGUACAGAUCAGGAAAACAAUGAGGUCAUCACGAAUGCACUUACGUCAAAGUAUGAAGUGUCAGGUAAUGGAGGCUUCAACGUCGCUGUGAGUACCACAUCUGAGGUGGAUGACACAGACUGCUAGCUAAAAUGUGGGACAAAAAUAAACACCACUCUGUUACGGGUCAAGAUUACCUCUGCCCAACCAAAGGUCAAGGUUGAUUUAAGUUGACCACUCAUGAACAGUUAGAAAUAACACCAUAUACAAUUUACAAGAUAUACAGGCAGUGACUGUGCUAGUAAGAUAACUUCAGUAACCUAUUACUUCUACCUUGACCAUUAAUGUUGGUGAUUAUAGGAGGUAAGACAAGGUCAAGGUCACUAUUACUGCUGCUGCCUAGGGGUCUAGGUCAGUGCUAUUGCAGCAUUGGAGUUUAAGUAUCUGCUAUUGCGGAUGCUUAGUGAUCAGUGUUGGUGUUUAUGGUACUGUAUAGGGGUCAAGGUCAUUGUUAAUACUGCUACCUAUGAGUUAAGGUCAGAGUAAUUACCAUAGCUGCUUCUGACUUAAGGUCAGCUUUAAUGAUGGUACUGUAUAGGGGUCAAGGUUAGUGUUAAUACUGCUACCUAUGAGUUUAGGUCAGAGUAAUUACCAUAGCUGCUUCUGACUCAAGGUCAAUUUCAAUGAUGGUACUGUAUAGGGGUCAAGGUCAGUGUUAAUACUGCUACCUAUGAGUUAAGGUCAGAGUAAUUAACAUAGCUGCUUCUGUCUCGAGGUCAACUUCAAUGAUGGUACUGUAUAGGGGGCAAGGUCAGUGUUAAUCCUGCUACCUAUGAGUUUAGGUCAGAGUAAUUACCCUAGCUGCUUCUGACUCAAGGUCAACUUUAAUGAUGUUACUGUAUUGAUCAUCAAUAAGCUCAGGGGCCAACAUACAAUCUCUGACUCAGAUCAGGGGAUCGGGCUUGCUACAGGACAAUGAAAUAGUUUUUUUGACAUUUCUAUUGAACUCCAAUAGAUAUGGGUGGGCUUAUUACCAGGCAUGGGCUUAUUGUUGGAUACAUAUGGUAACAAAGUUGAGGGCAGUAGCUGUGUUCAAGGUCACAUGUAUAUAGAUAUUCUACCUCGGUGAUGUGUACUAAUAUAAUGCCUCAUAUUUUCAUAUUUUUAAAGACUACAGAAUAACGUCAUUCUGGUUACGCAAGACAUACUAUAUGUUGAACAUUCCAACAUGAGCUGUGUUGGAGAAGGGCCACUGUGUGGGAGGAGGGCCAUGACACUUGUGUUUACUGCCAUCAUUGUCUAUUUAUCAUUAUAAACAUAGUUUUUGUGACAUGGUGAAGUCUUAUGCCGGGACCUAUAAUUAAAUGAAGGUAGUUGUUUUCUAAUUACAGAACGACUGGUAUAGAUCACUGGUACUUUGUACUAUCUUAACUGUGCAUUCAUACAUAAAAUCAUCUCAAAUUACGUGUCAAACAAAAUUCAAGUUUUAGUGGUAUACAAAAUGACCAUCAUGCCAUUCCAUACUAUUUACUCCUUUCCAGACACUUGAAAAUGUACCAGGAAUCGACACAUACAUGUAUUGAGGUAUAACAUACAUAUGUUUGAUUAACAUAACAUAGAUCAUUUAUGUCUGGUAUAUUAUGUGUAUAUAUGUUGUACAAGGAAGGAAAUGUGUCAAAAACCAUGCAACUUUUUGCCAAAUCAUGUAAAAUAUCUGAUAUUUUCUGCUGUGACGAUUAGCUGGAAAGUCAUGUAUGUUUGAAACCUGGUACAUAUAUUUUGAACUCUUCAUUCAUCAAACAUGUUUUGUGUACACACACGAAACACUAGCAUGGUGAGAAUUGAUAGACAGCAUCACCUGUAGAGUAUAUAUUUAUAAUGUUGUGUAAAUGAUUUUACAAAGUCGUGUUUUCCUCAGAAAUAUUAAGUAAUUUUAUAUGUAAAUGUUAGUUUAUCAUUUAGCGGGCCAGAGUUUGAACUACUGGGGCAAAUAGUUAUCUGUCUGUACCGUGUAUCUGUGUGUCCAAAUAUUGCUACCUCAGUUUAUGAUAUAAAUCUGUGCUCUAAGACAUGUUUACUCAAUCGGAGGAUCUUAAGAUUGGUAAUGUUGUUAAAACGUCAUAGGUCAUAAUUAAGAAAAAAACAGAUUUUAAACAGAUUUACUUUCCAACAUUCUAGGGUUAUUUCUAGAUGAAACAAUACUUAAAGUUAAAGGACCACAGAGAAAAAAAAUAAUCCAUCUCAAAUGUCCAAUAUCAUGUCUAUUACUUUUUCAGAUCACUCAUAUCUUUAUCUGGUGAAAGUCUUACGAUGGGAACAUUAAAAUAAAUAGUAAUUGACAUUAAAUAUAGAGUACAUAUUAGAAAAUGUCCUAGAAGCAUUAGAAUUAUUGUCGGCUAUAUACCAAAGUUUAAUAUUUCUAGCAGACAUAUGUAACUGUCAAAAAGCACUCUAUAUUUACAUGUGUACCUCCAGCCAGUACAUGUAAUAUGUAUCCAAAGUUUCGAAAAAAAUAUGUUAACAUGCAGACUCUGAAGAAAAAUAUGAACAAUUAAGGCAACAUUUGUCUACAUGGCAGCGUAUACCACCUAAAAAUAUUCUAUAAAAUUUAUAGGUUGAAUUUAAUUAUAAAGGCAAAUUGUAAUGGAUAAUAAAAUAAAAUUAGUAAGUUAAACGCCAUAAAGACAGUGUUACAGAUAGAUAACACAUAUAGGUAAUAUGUAGGUUUAACUGAGUUAAAUGGAAUGUAAUAGAGAUGAAAAUAAACAUGCUGAAGCAUUAUUAUUAACUACAUAUAUAUAUUAUUAAAUUUGAUCUGCAAUGUCAUAGCGUGAAAAAAGAAAAAAUGUUCAUUUUUGUGUCAAAUGCAAUACACAGCUUUCUGAACUAAAGGCUUAUUAUAGAUAUUGAAAAAUAUUGUAUAUAUGUAAAAUAAAUUAUUUUUAUCAAUAACAGGUUCUUUUUGA